Molecule: messenger RNA, 3690 nt
Organism: Annulohypoxylon maeteangense
Lineage: Eukaryota; Fungi; Ascomycota; Sordariomycetes; Xylariales; Hypoxylaceae
Product: glycosyltransferase family 2 protein
Exons: 3
Coding region: 488-3241 (917 amino acids)
Cellular component (GO): cell septum; cell periphery
Molecular function (GO): chitin synthase activity
Source: RefSeq, a predicted model, not a curated record
CUGCAUAGUACUGGUUAGCGACCUCUCAUAAAACCAUAUGGGGUGCUUUCCCGACGCUGAUCCCGUCCCUACCUGAAAAGCGAAAAAGAAAAACACGAACACCUGCCCUUUCUUCAUCUUCCCCUUUAGAAAUCUAACCUAACCUUGAACCUAACAUACUCAUUUCAUUGCCUAUGUCUUCGAGAAAGCAGGGUGAUUGAUUCAUCAACUUGCUUGAUCCCCAGUAUUCCCUCAUUCCCUCAUUUUCAUCAUUUUAUCUAGUAAUACCUAGACCUGCCUGAACUUUAGGCUGCAUUCGCUAUUAAUUCUUCGUUCGCCUGUGGGGGAACCUAGAUUUCGCGUGGUCCCUGGAAACUUACGUGUCCGUGUACCGACCGGUUACAGAGUCAACGUCAACGCAAGCUUCGACUGAAUCAAAAAUAAGCACCAUCGUUUAUCGGACUGUCAUUUAGACUUCAGAUAACGGCUGGUGUAGCCGACCGUCAAGAUGGCAUACAACGGUGGACACGACGAGUACAAGCAUGGCGGUGAUGAGUACAGCGGACACAACCUUCAGGAUAUGCCCGCUGGCAGCACGUACCAUCUACCUCCUCAUGAUCAAGAUGAAGAUGAAUCCCAACGUCAUCUCUUAGGCCAAACUCCUGGUCUUCACUACGAACAAGAUCGGUUGGGCGCACACAGUCCUCCUGCACGCCCAGUCUCUGCAUACAGUCUUUCGGAAUCGUAUGCUACCAGUGCACCUCCUACUACCCAGUCACCCGCGCCUCAGUAUGGUAGCGAGUACGCCGGUGGCUAUGGUGGACACCAGCUUGAGGAUACUGGCUUCGGAUACGGCAGACCCGCAUCUACCGUCGACAGUGAUGAGAGCUGGCUUCGACGUCAGCAACCUGGUGGUGCCGGCGGUGGUGGUUUGAAGCGUUAUGCCACUCGAAAAGUCAAGCUGGUUCAAGGUUCCGUUCUAAGUGCCGAUUAUCCUGUUCCCAGUGCUAUCAAGAACGCCGUCCAGGCCAAAUACCGGGAUGCCGAGAGCGGCAGCGGUGAGUUUUUGAACAUGCGAUAUACCGCCGCUACCUGCGAUCCCAACGACUUCACUCUGAAGAACGGUUACGAUCUCCGGCCUCGCAUGUAUAACAGACACACAGAGCUACUGAUUGCUAUCACCUACUACAACGAAGAUAAGCAACUGUUUGCCCGAACACUUCACGGUGUCAUGCAAAACAUCCGUGAUAUCGUCAACUUGAAGAAGUCCACUUUCUGGAACAAGGGCGGUCCCGCCUGGCAGAAGAUUGUCGUCUGCUUCGUUUUCGACGGUAUUGACAAGGCCGAUAAGGAAACCCUGGAUGUCUUGGCCACCAUCGGUGUCUUCCAGGACGGUGUCGUAAAGAAGGAAGUUAACGGUAAAGAGACCGUUGCCCACGUCUUCGAGUACACCACGCAGUUGUCUGUGACGCCUAACCAGCAGCUCAUUCGACCUGUGGAUGAUAGUCCCCAGACGCUCCCACCCGUCCAGAUGAUCUUCUGUUUGAAGCAGAAGAACACAAAGAAGAUCAACUCUCAUCGUUGGCUAUUCAACGCUUUCGGCCGAAUCCUUAACCCCGAGGUAUGCAUUCUCCUCGAUGCUGGUACCAAGCCGGGAUCCAAGUCGCUUCUCGCUCUCUGGGAAGGUUUCUACAACGACAAGGACUUGGGUGGAGCCUGUGGUGAAAUUCACGCCAUGUUGGGCAAGGGUGGCAAGAAGCUGAUGAACCCCCUUGUCGCCGUCCAGAACUUCGAGUACAAGAUCUCUAACAUUCUGGACAAGCCCCUUGAAAGUUCUUUCGGUUAUGUGUCUGUGUUGCCUGGUGCCUUCUCUGCUUACAGAUUCCGAGCCAUCAUGGGACGACCCCUUGAACAGUACUUCCACGGUGACCAUACCCUAUCGAAGAUUCUCGGACCCAAGGGUAUCGAGGGUAUGAACAUUUUCAAGAAGAACAUGUUCUUGGCCGAAGAUCGUAUUUUGUGUUUCGAACUGGUCGCCAAGGCCGGUUCCAAGUGGCAUUUGACAUAUAUCAAGGCCGCCAAGGGUGAGACCGAUGUGCCCGAAGGAGCUCCCGAAUUCAUCUCGCAGCGACGUCGUUGGCUCAACGGUUCAUUCGCUGCCUCUCUCUACUCUCUGAUGCACUUUGGUCGUAUGUACAAGUCCGGUCACAACAUCAUUCGCAUGUUCUUCUUCCACGUCCAGCUCAUCUACAACAUCGCAAACGUCACGUUCACCUGGUUCUCUCUGGCAUCGUACUAUCUCACAACAACGGUUAUCAUGGAUCUGGUCGGUACUCCUCAAGCUGCAAGUUCUACCACUGCGGAACGGCAUGGUUGGCCCUUUGGCGAUACUGCUACCCCGAUCAUCAACAUUAUUCUCGAGUAUGCGUAUAUUGCCUUCUUAAUUCUACAGUUCGUCCUCGCUCUGGGUAAUCGUCCGAAAGGUUCUAAGUGGUCUUACAUCGCUUCGUUCGGUAUCUUCGGUUUUAUUCAGCUCUACGUCCUUGUUCUAUCUGGUUAUCUCGUCGUCAACGCCUUCCAGCCGCAGAAUUUACCUCAAGGAGAAAGUGCUGGUGAUGCCCUCAAGGAUAUGUUCACUGGUCAAUCUGAAGUAGCUAUCAUCAUAUUGGCAUUGCUCGCGACAUUCGGUUUGUACUAUAUUGCAUCGUUCAUGUACCUGGAUCCGUGGCACAUGUUCCACUCCUUCCCGGCCUAUAUGAUUCUCAUGUCGACGUACAUCAACAUCCUCAUGGUUUACGCUUUCAACAAUUGGCACGAUGUUUCAUGGGGUACCAAGGGUUCAGACAAAGCCGAAGCACUGCCUGCUGCUCAGAUCGUGAAAGACGAAAAGGGCGAAGCUGCCAUCGAAGAAAUCGACAAGCCCCAGGAGGAUAUCGACAGCCAAUUCGAGCAGACCGUCAAGCGAGCUUUGGCUCCUUUCAAGCCCGAGGAGGAAUCGGAGUCCAAGGACCUCGAGGAUUCCUACAAGUCUUUCAGAACUUCGCUGGUCAUUUCGUGGUUAUUCUCGAACUGCGCUCUUAUUGUUGGCGUUACCAGCGACAAGCUAUCGACAUUCGGUAUCGGGGGCACUACAUCUGACAGAACGGCACAGUUCUUCAAGUUCCUGCUUAUCUGUACUGCCAUCCUCUCCCUAGUUCGUUUCAUCGGCUGCUGCUGGUUCUUGGGACGAACGGGUAUCAUGUGCUGCUUCGCCAGACGGUGAUCGUCAUGCGUCGGAGUGGGUUGGCAUGGUUAUCUACCUAAACGGCAACAACGUAAACGUAGUUGGGUUUCUACUAAGAAAUUAUUAUACCCCCUGAAAUGUGUGUACAAACGUGGGAGCCCAUAUCCAGGACCUGGCGUCGAACAGUUGCUUGUUUCUAAGCUGGAUAGAUGGGAUGAAGAGGGACUCGGAUUUGCAAAGAUACUAAGGGAAGGGGAAACCAGAAAAGUUGCGCGCAGCCUAUCUGCUGCGCCAAAUGGUCCGUUAGAUCGUGUGGCAUUGUCUUUGGCGUCGUUGAUUUCUCCUUUUAUAUACUCCUAAUGUGCCUAAACUGAACUGAAUAAUCAGGACACUUGAUAUGAAAUGGAUUCUGUUAAAUUUCAACGUUUGAUUAUUGCGACAUUUGUACAAUGUAUGCGGAUGUGAUUGAUUCAUGUAGGGUUUGAAUU